ACUCGGUUUGUAUCCAUAGCUAACUCUAUCCUAACCAAGUCACGGCUUGUGAGAGGUAUAAGCCUAGUAGUCUACUUUCUCAUACAGUUUGGUGCGCAGGAAUCAAAUAGUGAGCAUUCAACUGGAAGCAACAGCUAAUUAUAGCGAGAGUAAUUUACUGCAAGAAGCUUCAGUUUCGCGGUGUUGGUCAGGCUACUCAUUAUAGGAAUUAACGAAGAAGACGCAAGACGCUCCUUAGAUUUCACCAACGCGUAAAGGAGUACAUUUUUAUUUUCCCUUGCCUGGACGGAAGACUUCUAUUUGUAGACUAACGCCCACUAAUAGAAAACAGCCUCCAUCGCAGUGUUUCGGAAGUUUGGGUUGUAAAUACGCCUGUUGGUAAUUUAUUUAGGCUAGAUUUUGACCAGUAUUUCCUCUCUUCCUUGUCAAUGCUUUGUGAGAACGGGUGGUCGUCUACCGUAAAAAACGUAAGGCUAUUGAUAACGGAGAUAAGUGAACAGUUGAAGAGUGCGCUCCCACGUCGGCCCUGACCUCUAGAUGCCGGGUAUAAACUCCGACCCUCACUAUGAGUCCGGCUGGGAGAUGGAGUACGACCGCUAUCAACAUUACUUCUACGACGACCACGAUCCGGACGAGGAUUUCUUUAAAUCCACUGCGCCCAGCGAGGACAUAUGGAAGAAAUUCGAGCUAGUACCGACCCCGCCCAUGUCCCCUAUCCGGACUUUGGAGGGGGCAGCCGGGGUCGGGAUGGUCUGCCCUUCGCUGGGGGACAAACUCGAGUGGGUGUCCCAGUUUUUGGGUCAAGAGGACGAUCAGGAUGUGCCGUGUAAACUCAGUUCCGCCGAAGAGGCUUUUGGUAACCUGAGCUCCAUUAUCAUCCAGGACUGCAUGUGGAGCAGCUUCUCGGCGGGUAAACAGCUGGAGAAAGUUGUCGGGGAGCGACACGCUUCCUGUCCCGGGUCGGGGUCGACCAAACCGGCCCCGCAGCAGGGCGGAGCUGGCAUCAACACCACCGGGAGGGCGCAGUGUGUGACGAUGCCCAUGGACACGCCGGUUCCGGUUCUCAGUAGCUUGGCAACGGAUUGCGUGGACCCGGCUGCUGUUCUCACCUUCCCCCUGACCGGGGGACCGUUCAAGAAACCCGCGGUGUCCUCCGGUUCGGAAUCCCCCACAGACUCAUCAGAUGAUGAAUCCAGUGAUGAUGAUGAUGAGGAGGAGGAUGAAGAAGAGAUUGAUGUGGUGACUGUGGAACACAGGCAGUACAGGCCCCGGCGGCUGGCCAACGGCGGGAUGAACGUGCGGACGCCGGUGACCAUCGUGGUCGGAGUGGACCCUGUGGACCCGUGUAUGAAACACUUCCACGUCUCUAUCCACCAACAGCAGCAUAACUACGCAGCGCCUUCCCCCGACACACAGAAACAUCCCGAGCCCCCCAGGAAGAGGGUCCGACACGAGCCCCCAAACUCUUCUCAUAACUUCUCAAACUCAUCUCACCCCCAGCCACACCCAGGCCCCGCCUCAACCAAUCAGAACUCUGAGAGCAAACCACCUCACGUCGCAGUAGCAACGGCCGGUUCGGAGUCACCCGACGCCAACACACUCAUCCUUGCCUCCUCCCCCUCGAACUCUCCCCCAUCCUUCUCCUCCCACCACCUCUCCCCCUUGAAGUCAUACUCCCACUGCUCCCACCCCUGCAGCCCCCAGUCCUCCGACUGUGAGGACACGGACAAACGCAAGACUCACAACUUCCUGGAACGUAAACGACGCAACGACCUGCGUUCUCGUUUCCUGGCGCUGCGGGACAACAUCCCUGGCUUGGCAGAGUGCCCCAAGACGCCCAAGGUGGCCAUACUGAUACGUGCUACAGAGUACCUGGCGCAGCUGCAUUCCAGCGAGCGCCAGCGGGCACAGGAGAAACGGCAGCUGAAGGCCAGACGGCAGCAGCUACUCCGCAGGUUGGCACAGCUCAAACAAUGCCCCUGAACUCACUGACUGACUGACUGACUGGCAGACUGGCACAGCUCAAACAAUGCCCCUGAACUCACUGACUGACUGACUGACUGGCAGGCUGGCAAAGCUCAAACAACAUCCCUGAAUGUACUGGCAUACUGACUGGCAGCGACCUCUAGUCGACAGAAACCAGGACUAAAUGAAAACCAACUCUCACUAACUGGCAGGCUGGCAAGGAGAGAAGCCUAAGUAAUAUGCUUUGCUGAACCCUAUAUUAUAAACCAGGACUGAGUCAAAAAGCCAG
Salvelinus sp. IW2-2015 is the source of this 2254-nucleotide messenger RNA. Its product is annotated as protein L-Myc-1b. Lineage: Eukaryota; Metazoa; Chordata; Actinopteri; Salmoniformes; Salmonidae. Gene Ontology annotation, molecular function: RNA polymerase II cis-regulatory region sequence-specific DNA binding; DNA-binding transcription factor activity, RNA polymerase II-specific; protein dimerization activity. The record is from RefSeq and is a predicted model, not a curated record. Gene Ontology annotation, biological process: regulation of transcription by RNA polymerase II.